CUGACCGGUUUCCAUGUCUCUCUCGCUCUCUCAAAUAUCACAUCAUACCCACGUUGCUCCGUCUGUCGCCCCACAUUACACUUCUCUUCCAAAUGCUCACUCACUUUUAUUUCCCGCUAUUACUCACUUCUUGCUGGUCAACAUGACUUCUUCUCGAUAUAUGCGUUUUGUUCUUCUUACAGUCCCUGUCCUUUUCUUGAUGUUCCUUGUGUCUCGGAAUUGGGAUGUAUUACCCCAACCAUUCAGUCAUGGCAAACCGGAUGCCUCGUUAGGGUUAUCUGAGCAUCCUACGCCACCACAAAGCAGCGGCAACAACAACGACCAUAGCACCAACAGCCAAACAGAACCGACCAGUCUUCCAACCACUCCCCCCACCACCCUUCCCAACUCUCACCCCGACACCGUCAACACCGCCAUCGCCGGCAUAACCGACAAAGUCUGGCACUCCUCCAAGACCCCCGAGCUGAGUGCCGACCAAACCGGCUGGAUCAACAGCUGGCUCUUGAAGAACCCCGCCUUCCGCCACGAGCUCCUCACGGACGGUUCCGCCCUCACCUUCGUCCGCACCCGCUACGGCGCCACCCGCCCGGACAUCGUCGAAGUGUACGAAAAGCUCCCCAUCCCCAUCCUCCGCGCCGACCUCCUCCGCUACCUGAUCGUGCUGGCGGAAGGCGGCAUCUGGAGCGACCUCGACGUCACCUGCGACACGGAGGUCGCCGCCUGGGUGCCCCCGGAGCACCAAACCUCCAACAUCGACAUGAUCGUGGGGCUGGAGUUCGACUUCGGGUGGCGCGGCGCCGGCACCGAGGUGGCGUCGCAGUUCUGCAACUGGGUGUUCGCGGCGCGGCCGGGGUCCCGCAAUCUGGCGGCGGUGGUGGACGCGGUCGUCGCCAAGUUGAAGGAGAUCGCCGCCCUGAACGGGGUGGGCGUGGACCAGUUGACGCUGGAGAUGUUGCCCGUCGACGUGGUGGAUGUCACGGGCCCGAAGAUCAUGACCAUUGCGCUGCUGGAUGGGUUGAAAGGGUUGCUAGGAAGGGUGGUGGACGAUCGGGAUUUCCACGGGAUCAAAUCUCCGAAACUGGUCGGGGAUUUGUUGAUUAUGCCGGGGAAUGCGUUCGCGGCGGCGCAGAAUGGGUUCCCCACCGAUCAGAGUCCUGCGUUGGUGAGCCAUCAUUAUGCCGGGUCAUGGAAGCAGGCGGAUGCGGAGGCUAAGGAGAGGAAAAAACAACAGGAGCAGCAGCAGGGGUAGGAUCUCCAAAUGUGUAUAAUGAGAUUAGGUCUUUGUAUAUGUAAAUCUAUGAUAUCCGAAAUGCCAACAUGGGAAGAAUCUAAGAAACAUCGCUCAGAA
Messenger RNA from Aspergillus fijiensis CBS 313.89, 1348 nucleotides. RefSeq names its product glycosyltransferase family 32 protein. Bases 14 to 1249 code for a protein of 411 amino acids. Gene Ontology annotation, molecular function: alpha-1,6-mannosyltransferase activity. NCBI's taxonomy places the organism in Eukaryota, Fungi, Ascomycota, Eurotiomycetes, Eurotiales, Aspergillaceae. The record is from RefSeq and is a predicted model, not a curated record. Gene Ontology annotation, cellular component: mannan polymerase complex. Gene Ontology annotation, biological process: protein N-linked glycosylation. The transcript has a single exon.